This is a messenger RNA of Mollisia scopiformis, 3057 nucleotides long. RefSeq lists its product as uncharacterized. Gene Ontology annotation, cellular component: endosome; HOPS complex. Gene Ontology annotation, biological process: vacuole organization; organelle fusion; vesicle-mediated transport. NCBI's taxonomy places the organism in Eukaryota, Fungi, Ascomycota, Leotiomycetes, Helotiales, Mollisiaceae. Gene Ontology annotation, molecular function: protein-macromolecule adaptor activity. The record is from RefSeq and is a predicted model, not a curated record. The coding region runs from base 122 to 3031 and encodes 969 amino acids. The transcript is spliced from 3 exons.
CGUGAAUCUCGAAGUACAAGGUUCUUCUCGGCUACCACAGAGCUUCCAAGCUCUCAACUUCCAGCCUUUCGCAGCCUCGAGCUCUCACCAAGAACAAUGAGGUAGCUCACCCACCCAACGGAUGGCUCUCGACCCCUCGAACGGCUACGUCGCCGCACGAAGCCUGCAAGACCUGACCGAAAAUGCCCUCCCAAUAUUCAACGUCGAGCGAGUGCAGCUCCAGUUCUCGAUAGCAUCCGACUUUGUGGCCGCGCAAGUCGCGAACAACGUCUUAGUGCUAGCCCUCUCAAAUGGCAGAAUCCUGAGGAUUGAUUUGGAUAACCCUGCUGAUAUUGACGACAUUGAUCUGCCGAAGAAGACGUCGGAAGUUGGGGUCAUACGGCGCAUGUUCCUUGACCCCACCGCCUCGCAUCUUAUUAUAUGUACAGCUCUGGGAGAAAAUUACUACCUGCAUACACAAUCGCGGCAGCCGAGACCUCUGUCCCGACUGCGUGGAGUCUCGAUAGAAUCGAUAGCGUGGAAUCCUGCUUUACCUACGACUUCUACUCGAGAGAUACUCAUAGGGGCAUCGGAUGGCAAUAUCUACGAAGCAUACAUCGAGCAAUCUACAGAAUUCUACAGAAAGGAAGAGAAGUACCUCAAGACUCUGCAGAAACUUCAAGAUGGUCCCGUUGCGGGAAUAUGGGUGGAUACAGUGGCAGACCCACGGAAGCAGGACGUUCGAAGAGUCUUAAUUGCUACACAAGGCAGACUGUUACACCUGGUGGGCAAGAUAGGGCGAGGAGGACAUGAUGGCGGUGGUUCAAUAUUCACACGACUUUUCGAGACGGAACAACCUACUGUACAUGAGAUCUCAAGAGUUUCGAGCACGGCGAACUCAUCAUUGGUCGUUUCUCCAGAUGCUCCAGAUUCGAACUCGCUCGAAAGCAUAGCUACGGACCGGAUAUUUGCAUGGCUAUCUUCUCAGGGAGUUUUCUAUGGCCGUUUACUUACUGCGCCGGCGUCUGAGGAGUUAGGCACGAAGGUAUUCUCUGAGGGAAAGUUGUUGCCUAGAUCUCAACUACCAGCUGCUGAAGCGCCAGGGAGUCGUAAGAAGACCGCAAUCGAUUCGAUCGAGUCGAUUGCCUUGACGCAAUGGCAUAUUGUGUGCUUAGUUGGCUCACGCGUCAUUGCUGUUAAUCGCUUGGACGACACGGUGGUAUUUGACCAAGUCGUCUUGGACCCUGGACAGCAAGCCUUAGGACUCUUUGCAGAUCAGCAGAAGAACACUUUCUGGCUAUUUACUGCCCAGGAGAUUUACGAAAUUGUGGCUACAGACGAGGACAGAGACGUCUGGAAAGUGAUGUUGAAGACAGAGCAUUUCGACGCAGCAUUGAAAUAUGCCAGGGGUCCAACCCAAAAAGAUGCCGUUGCAACAGCCUCUGGUGACUAUCUCAUCAGCAAGGGAUCAUACCUUGAAGCUGCAGGUGUAUAUGGCAAGAGCAGCAAGCCAUUCGAAACGGUGGCUCUGAUCUUCGUCGACAAUGACCAACAGGAUGCGCUUCGGAAAUACUUACUCACCAAGAUCACUAUGUACAAGAAAUCGUCUACCAUGCAACGUAUCAUGAUUGCCAGCUGGCUGGUGGAGAUAUUCAUGUCUAAAUUAAACUCCCUUGACGAUACCAUCAUCACAAACGCUGAGUUAUCUGAAACCCUCAAUCCUGCUCAAACGCAAGACCAGCUAGAAACCAUUCGAGCAGAGUUUCAAGAAUUUGUCAAGAAGUACAAAUCGGAUUUGGACAAGAAGACGACUUACGACAUCAUAAGUAGCCAUGGAAGGGAAGACGAACUGCUCUUCUACGCAAGUGCUAUCAACGACUAUAAUUAUGUCCUCGGAUAUUGGAUGCAAAGAGAACGGUGGAAGGAAGUGCUCGAUGUUCUCAAGAAGCAAACAGAGCCGGAGAUAUUCUACCGGUACAGCAGUGGGCUCAUCACCCAUGUUGCGACUGACCUUGUCGACAUCUUGAUGAGACAUCCUGAUCUCAAGCCACGAAACCUCAUUCCUGCCCUGCUCGCCUACGAUCGAAACUUCAAAGGACCUCUUUCACAAAACCAAGCUGUCCGCUACCUCCUUCAUGUCAUUAAUCAACUUCAUUCCACCGAUGCAGCUGUUCAUAAUACUCUAAUCUCUAUCUACGCCUCUCACCCAUCGAAAGACGAGAAAGCUCUACUCUCAUACCUCGAAACCCAAGGUGACGAACCAAGUUUUGACUCCGACUUCGCUCUUCGUCUCUGCAUCCAACACUCCCGGGUCCAAUCAUGCGUCCACAUCUACAGCACGAUGGGCCAAUACCUUCAAGCUGUCGAACUCGCCCUCGCACACUCUGAAAUCGACCUCGCGUCCCUUGUUGCCGAUCGCCCAGUUUCCAAUCCGGCUUUAAGGAAGAAACUCUGGCUAGCAGUAGCCAAGAAAGUGAUAUCCCAAUCAAACGGUAUCAAGACCGCCAUCGAGUUCUUAAAACGAUGUGAUCUUCUCAAGAUAGAAGAUCUAAUCCCGUUCUUCCCCGACUUCGUAGUCAUCGACGAUUUCAAAGAGGAAAUCUGCGCUGCUUUGGAAGACUACAGUCGCAACAUCGACGUCCUCAAGAAAGAAAUGGACGAAUCCUCUCAAACGGCAACUAAUAUCAAAAUCGACAUCACAGCUCUAGACCACCGCUACGCAAUCGUAGAACCGGGCGAAAAAUGCUAUAUCUGCGGCCUACCAUUACUAAGUAGACAAUUCUUCGUGUUUCCCUGCCAGCACGCCUUCCACAGCGACUGUCUAGGCAGAAAAGUCAUGGAGCAAGUAGGUAUUGGGAAGGGGAAACGGAUCCGCGAAUUGCAGGGAUUGAUCAGUAAGGGUAUGUUGGCUGGGGCGAAGAGGGAGAGGGCUAUUGCGGAGUUGGAUGGGUUGGUGGCUGGUGCUUGUAUUCUCUGCAGCGACUUUGCGAUUAAGCGCAUUGAUGAGCCGUUUGUGCUCCCGACGGAUGAUAGGAACGAGUGGGCUUUAUAAUAAGAAUGGAUGCUGUGUAAUAUGAC